Messenger RNA from Cyprinodon tularosa, 1524 nucleotides. Its product is annotated as nuclear receptor subfamily 5 group A member 2-like. Bases 214 to 1452 code for a protein of 412 amino acids. NCBI's taxonomy places the organism in Eukaryota, Metazoa, Chordata, Actinopteri, Cyprinodontiformes, Cyprinodontidae. Gene Ontology annotation, molecular function: zinc ion binding; nuclear receptor activity; RNA polymerase II cis-regulatory region sequence-specific DNA binding. Gene Ontology annotation, cellular component: RNA polymerase II transcription regulator complex. Gene Ontology annotation, biological process: regulation of transcription by RNA polymerase II; hormone-mediated signaling pathway; tissue development. The record is from RefSeq and is a predicted model, not a curated record. The transcript is spliced from 7 exons.
GCAGGUGGGGCGGUAACCAGGUGACGUCUUAGACGUGCCCCCUGGCAUCAGAACGACCACAGCUUCCCUCCUCCAGAGGCUGAUGGCCUGAUCUACAGAGAGGGCAGAAAGCUCAGCUCCUUCCUCCACAGGUGGAACCAUCACUGACUGAUCCUGGAAUCAUACCUGCGUUCAUGGAGAACUCAACCUCAUAAGAGGAGGCUCCUCUCUGCCAUGUUUUCCUGGAGCUCAGUGAUGGAUGUGGAGGAGCUGUGCCCGGUGUGUGGAGAUAAAGUUUCUGGAUACCACUACGGCGUCCUCACCUGUGAAAGCUGCAAGGGAUUCUUUAAACGAACUGUUCAAAACAAGAAGGCGUACGUCUGUGUGGGAAAGCAGCAGUGCCAGAUUGAUCAAAGUCAGAGGAAAAGAUGCCCGUUCUGCAGGUUUCAGAAGUGUCUGAAUGCUGGGAUGCGUCUGGAAGCUGUCCGCGCAGAUCGGAUGAGAGGAGGAAGAAACAAGUUUGGGCCCAUGUACAAGCAGGACCGCGCCGCCAAGCAGCAGAGGAAAGCUUUGGUUCAAGCCAGCAGGCUGAGCCCCCCCUCCACCCACCAACCCAGAACCAUCCCCCCCUCUGCAGCCCUGCCCUGCAGCCCACCUGCUGAUCCACAGAACCAGAACCCCUCUCCUUCUCACUGGGCCUGGAGGUUAGAGCACCGCAAUGACCGAGCAGCCUGGAUCAUCUCUCCACAGGGCCCAGAGCCCAGAGCUGUCACCGCAGAAGGUCAGAGGCCCCCGGUUCUGAUCCGGUGUCUGUGCUGGGAUCCACCUGAGCAGCAGGGCAGCACCUGCAGAGAGAGCGGCUCCUGGGCUUCAGGAUCCGCUCUGGCCGACCAGCUGCUGUGCUCCCUGGUGGAGUGGGCCCGGACCUCCAUCUUCUUCAAGGAGCUGAAGGUCUGUGACCAGAUGAAGCUGCUGCAGAGCUGCUGGAGUGAGCUGCUGGUUCUGGAGAUAAUCUCCAGGAAGGUUCUUUACAGCACGGAUGGUGACCAGCCACUCAUCACUGGACAGCAGGUGGAGCUGUCAUGUCUAAUCCCUGACGGUGGCCCUGUGUUUGCCAGCCUGGCCCAAAGAGGGGCGGAGCUGGUGGAGAAGCUUCGGAUGCUGAAGGUGGAUUAUCAGGAGUUUGUAUGCACCAAGUUCCUAAUCCUGUUUAACCCUGACGUGAAGGACCUUGAAGAACAGCAGUUUGUGGAUAGAGUUCAGCAGCAGGUUAAAGGAGCCCUGAUGGAGUACAUGAUGACCACCUCCUCUCCGCCCUGCAGCCGUUUCCCUUCUCUGCUGCUGUGUCUUUCUGAGCUCCGCUCUCUGAGCAUCCUGGCUGAAGACUACCUGCACCGCAGACAUCUGCGCGGUGAGGUGACCUGCAACAACCUGCUGAAUGAGAUGCUGCACGCCAAGUGCAGCUGCACAUGAACAUCCAGCUGUAGAGCUAUGGCCGUUCCAGAAGAACCUGCAGGAUUUGAAAUGAUCCACAUGUUGUUACUG